GGUGCUGCACUAGCAUAGCUGUAGUUUUGCCGUUCUUUGACUCUCUUGGAGUGCGAUUUGGAGAAUGAGUCAAACAGGGCCCACAAUUCAUAAGCAUUUCUCAUACUGCAACUGAAGCUAUGUACUUAAAACAUCUGAUUCCUGUGACGGGAUUCCCAGAUUUUAUAUCGACAUUACCAUUGACAAGAAUGGAUGUGUUUACCGCCCUGACCCUGCUAUGUUUGUGUGGUGUGGCCAGUAUCGAUGGAACAUCGGAUCCAUAUCUUGAGCUAGAACUAUUCAAAUCAGCACCAAAGGAGAUUGUUCCUCAGUACCCAGAAUAUAAAAGUCUAACGAAAGACAAGUCUGGCGCUGCAGCAGUUCCCUACUCUGCACAGAAAAGGCGGGAACUAGGCUACACUGCGCAACGAAGAAGGGACAUCGGAUACACUGCACGAAAAAGGCGAGAUCUCGCAUACACUGCAGACAAAAGACGGGAACUUGGAUACACUGCACGAAAAAGGCGAGAUCUCGCAUACACUGCAGACAAAAGAAAUGAUCUCGCAUACACUGCAGACAAAAGAAAUGAUCUCGGAUAUACUGUGCGCAAGAGGCGAAAUCUCGCAUACACUGGAGGUAAAAGACAGAGACUUGGUUAUACUGCGCGAAAGAGACGGGUCUUGCAAAACAAUACGACCAUAAAACCAUGAUCCCUUGAUGAAUACAUCGACGUGGAAAACGUCAAUUUCGUUUUCAUUCAUGUCUGUAACUUGUGCUCAUGUAAAUAGAUGCAAAUAUAUAUUAUAGCACUGACACUAUACUCCAAGUACACUGUAACUAUAUGUAUAAGAGCACUCCCGCGGUACAACGUGUAUCAAUGACAGUAAAGCGGAACGAUGAGCAAUGGUAAACGUUCCUCAAAAGUAGAAAAUCUGUUUUACUUAAUACAAUGUACCAAAAAUCAUUAAAUAAUAACAAUAAAAGGUAUCUACUGCGAA
Molecule: messenger RNA, 977 nt
Organism: Mizuhopecten yessoensis (Yesso scallop)
Lineage: Eukaryota; Metazoa; Mollusca; Bivalvia; Pectinida; Pectinidae
Exons: 4
Coding region: 120-689 (189 amino acids)
Source: RefSeq, a predicted model, not a curated record